Diversispora eburnea is the source of this 537-nucleotide messenger RNA. Lineage: Eukaryota; Fungi; Glomeromycota; Glomeromycetes; Diversisporales; Diversisporaceae. The record is from the annotation of a GenBank genome assembly.
AUGGAGUCCAAUGAUAGUAAUUUGAGUGACGAGUUUGAUUGGUCUUUCAAUAAUGCACAUUCGCAAGAGGAAUUGGAUGAAAGAGUAAAAUUGCCAACGUGUUAUAAUCAAGAGAAUGAAAAUAAGGAAAAUACAAAAAAACAAGUGAAAAGUGCGAAAAAUCCAAGACCAAGAAAUGAUAGUGAAAAGUCUUCAGAGUUUCCUCAUGUAGAAUUUGAGGAUGACGUCGAAUUAAAAAAAUAUCAAAUAGAAGUACUUAAGAAGGCGAAAACUAAUGGAUUAAAGUGGAGUGAAUUUUAUGAACUGUUGGCAUUGUCUUCAAUAAUUGUUCUCAGUUCACCUUGUUCUUACCCUGCUCAUAUUUUCACCAUUCAAGAAUGGCAGAUGAUUACAUGUGAAAAUCCAUAUACCAUAACUGAUCCAGUAUUACCAAUAGAGGUUUUACCCUUUUUGCAGAAUGUAUUGGCUGAUUCCUUGAAAGGAAAGACCACUUUUUUGUCCUUAAGUGAUUCUGGAAUUGGCCAAGUGGUUUUCUGA